AUGACCAAAGACGAGCCAGUACCGUACCUCAACGAUGAGGUUCCUGUAGCGGCAGAGACAGCAUCCAAGCCUGAUGGCCCUGCGCCAGCAGUACAAGAAUUCACAAAAGAGGCAGCGACCACCAAUGGAGGCAGCACCAUAGAGACAGACGCUAUAGUGAUCGGGGCUGGCUUUUCUGGUAUCACUGCGAUACAUCGACUACGUAAGAUUGGAUUCAAGGUAAAAUGUUUCGAAUCUGGGGAGAACUUUGGCGGUGUUUGGUACUGGAACAGAUACCCGGGCGCUAGGGUUGACUCCGAAGCUCCCUUCUACCAGUUGAACAUCGAAGAAGUAUUCAAAACUUGGGACUUCACUGAACGUUUCCCUGACCAUCACGAAUUGAGGAGGUAUAUGGCGCACAUUGACAAGACCCUCGAUCUCAGAAAAGACACCUACUUCAACGCCCGAGUGAAUGAUGCGUCGUGGGAUGAGAGCGCAGGCAAAUGGACAAUCAAAACCCAGCAGGGACAUGUCGCCACAGGAAAGUAUCUGAUACUUUGCAGCGGCCUGCUGCACCGCACAUACACUCCCGACUUUCCCGGAUUGCGUGACUACAAAGGAGAGAUCUAUCAUUCUGGAGCAUGGCCAGAGGACUGGAGCGCUAAGGGAAAGAAGGUCGGCCUCAUCGGUGCAGGAGCUACGGCCGUCCAAAUUACCCAAGAGCUCGGCAAGCAGGCAGAUGAACUCACGGUAUUCCUGCGGCGGCCGAGCUACAAUCUGCCCAUGAAGCAGCGUUCAAUGACACCCGACGAACAGAAGUACAUGAAGCAUCUCUAUCCUGCUCUUUUCGCCGCGGGUCGCGACUCACGAGCUGGUUUUCCGGCGGUCCCAAAUCCCAAAAGCAUGGGUGAAGCAACGCCAGAAGAGCGAGAGCGACACUUCAAUGAGAAAUGGGACCUUGGAGGCUUCAACUUCUCAUUGGGUGCAUAUACCGACAGCGUUAUCUCUCCGGAGUCGAACAAGGUUGUCUACGAUUACUGGCGCAAGCGUGUCUGCGAGAGGCUCAAAGACCCCGAGAAGCAAAAGAUCAUGGCUCCGGAGAAGAUGCCGUACUACUUCGCCACGAAGCGAAAUCCCCUGGAGCAAGACUAUUACGAGGUCAUUGAUCAGCACAAUGUGCACCUGCAUGACCUCGGUGCCGCUGCAUUGAAGAGCUUCACGGAGAAAGGCAUGGUUAUGGAAGACGGCAAGGAGUAUGAGUUUGAUGCGGUGGUUUUUGCCACGGGUUUCGACUCCUUUACUGGAUCGUUAACACAGAUGGGUCUCAAGAACAAGGACGGCGUGGACAUCAAGGAGCUGUGGGAACCUGGCGUCCGGACCUAUUUGGGCAUCACAAUCGCAACAUAUCCGAACCUUUUUCUGAGCUAUACACCCCAAGCACCUACAGCGCUCUCAAAUGGCCCCACGAUCAUCGAAGCACAGGUUGAGAUGGCCGUCGAUAUCAUCAAGAAGCUGGAAGCUGAGGGAGCCAAGUCCAUUGAACCAACAGCAGAGGCGGAGGAAGAGUGGAAGAACACGUGUGAUUCGAUGAUACCUUUCACACUCUUCGGGCAAACAGACUCCUGGUGGAACGCAUCGAACAUACCCGGAAAGAAAGCUCAGAACCUGACCUAUAUUGCGGGAAUCAACAACUACGAGGCUCAGUGCCGUGCCACGUUCGAUGGAUGGAAGGGAUUCGUUGUGAAAGCUUGA
Molecule: messenger RNA, 1731 nt
Organism: Zasmidium cellare ATCC 36951
Lineage: Eukaryota; Fungi; Ascomycota; Dothideomycetes; Mycosphaerellales; Mycosphaerellaceae
Exons: 5
Coding region: 1-1731 (576 amino acids)
Molecular function (GO): N,N-dimethylaniline monooxygenase activity; flavin adenine dinucleotide binding; NADP binding
Source: RefSeq, a predicted model, not a curated record